UAGUGUUGUAGUUGGCUAUACUUUCGCCUUUAUACGCCAAAUACUACAUAGUAACUUCCGGCGGAUAUUUAGAUAGCUUUGAAUGUAUGUUUGUCCGUAAAAAUGGUUGGAAUAGAUGGAUCAUCUGAACUAACUGAAGAUGAAGCAGAAUUGUAUGACCGCCAGAUUCGUUUGUGGGGCUUGGAGUCACAGAAAAGAUUGCGAAAAGCAAGAAUUCUUUUGAUUGGAUUACAAGGAUUUGGAGCAGAAAUUUGCAAGAAUAUCAUUCUUGCAGGUGUAAAAGCAGUUACAAUCCUUGAUGGUGGUGUUGUUAAGGAUGAAGAUGCUUCUUCUCAGUUCCUUGCUCCAAGGGACCAGCUUGGUAAAAACAGGGCAGAGGCUUCUCUGAGCAGAGCACAGCAGCUCAAUCCCAUGGUGAAGGUUACAGCUGAUCCUCAAGAUGUUGCUGACAAGCCAGAUACAUUCUUUGGAGAAUUUGAUGUGAUUUGUGCUACGGAGUGCUCUGUUGAACAGCUGAUUCGAAUCAACCAGAUAUGUCGAGAGAAGAGUAUCAAGUUUUUCUGCGGUGAUGUGUUUGGAAUGUUUGGUUACACAUUUGCUGACCUGCAGAUACAUGAAUAUGCUGAGGAGGUAACAGUACACAAAGCUUCCAGGAGCCAGAAAAGUGGGGAGCCUGCAGCAAAGGUUGCCAAGUUGUCUCCUGUGAAAGAAACAAGAAAGCAAACUGCAACGUUUGUUCCCCUGCAGGAUGUACUGGAAUUUGACUGGUCGAGCGAAACGUAUGCCAAACGCGUUCCAAAGGCAGAUCCUUCAUACUUCCUCAUGAGAGUGCUCCUUAGGUUCCGCAGCAAACACGGGCAUGACCCCAUCCCUAAGAACCGGGAAAAAGACAUAGAAGAGCUCUGUAAAAUACGGGAUGAAGUUCUUACCAAGUUGAGAGUGCCAGUGGAGAAAGUGCCCGAUAAUUUAUUCAGGAAUGUGUUUGCGGAGGUGAGCCCAGUGUGUGCCAUUGUUGGAGGGGUAAUGGCUCAGGAGAUCAUCAAGGCAGUUUCACAGAAGGAAUCACCACACAACAACAUGUUCUUCUUUAACCCAAUUAAGAAUGUUGGGUUUGUAGACCACAUCGGUAAUUAGGUGCCUCCAUCACAUGUGGCUAUUGGAUUCUUUUAAGUAUUAAAUCUCUUGAAUAUGUAGAGUCAACUUUAUAACUUUGCAGGUGUGUUGUUCUUAUGUAUCAAAAGUUCACUGUAAUGGAGAUAUUUGAGAACUC
Messenger RNA from Cryptotermes secundus, 1270 nucleotides. It is a transcript of the gene Aos1, whose product is annotated as SUMO-activating enzyme subunit 1. Gene Ontology annotation, biological process: protein sumoylation. The record is from RefSeq and is a predicted model, not a curated record. The transcript is spliced from 6 exons. Gene Ontology annotation, molecular function: SUMO activating enzyme activity. Bases 103 to 1134 code for a protein of 343 amino acids. Lineage: Eukaryota; Metazoa; Arthropoda; Insecta; Blattodea; Kalotermitidae. Gene Ontology annotation, cellular component: SUMO activating enzyme complex; cytoplasm.